Rotaria socialis is the source of this 615-nucleotide messenger RNA. NCBI's taxonomy places the organism in Eukaryota, Metazoa, Rotifera, Eurotatoria, Philodinida, Philodinidae. The record is from the annotation of a GenBank genome assembly.
AUGCCAUUGUUUAAAAAGGCUGAAAUAUGCGAUCUUUCGAAAAAAUACGGAUUUCAACAACGUGGUAUAGUGGCACUUGAACCUAUUUCUCGAAGUGAGAAAAUUUAUGAGUGUGAUCCAACGACUUGUAGUUAUUAUCCGGAAGAUGAUCCGCGAUUUAAAUUUACUCGAGAACAACUUCUUCAAAUAAUGGAAAGCUAUCCAGAAGUAUCAGAAUUCAUUCGAAAUUAUUCGCUCAUGAUCGACGACGAUGUUUUCGAAGCUCCGCGUCAUCUUCUUACGCAAGAAAUUACGGAUGAAUGUGCGUUAUUCAAUCAUUCAUGCGAGCCGAAUUGUGAUUUUGACGGAUCGAAUGAUAGCUGGACGCUCAAAGCUCGACGUGAUAUCCACGUUGGCGAAGAAUUAACUAUUCACUAUGGCAUCUUCGAAACCGAACGCAGUCUAAUGGCAGGUGUUCAAUGCAGAUGUGGGGCUACUAGUUGUGUAGGCCAACUUCGAUUUGAUUUUUGGCGCAAUUGCGAAUGGCAACAGAAAUUUGAACAUGUAGCGAGCCCAUUCAUUCAGAAAAAAAUUCGUGACUUACGCACAUUAUUAGGGGACACCAUCAUGACAUAA